Messenger RNA from Gastrolobium bilobum, 871 nucleotides. RefSeq names its product NADH dehydrogenase [ubiquinone] iron-sulfur protein 4, mitochondrial. The transcript is spliced from 5 exons. NCBI's taxonomy places the organism in Eukaryota, Viridiplantae, Streptophyta, Magnoliopsida, Fabales, Fabaceae. Gene Ontology annotation, biological process: electron transport chain. The coding region runs from base 72 to 530 and encodes 152 amino acids. The record is from RefSeq and is a predicted model, not a curated record.
ACAUAAGAGAGGUUUGGUAAUUUCAUUUUAACUUGGUCUUGUCGUUCACAGAAUCAGAAUUCUCAUCGACGAUGGCGAGCACCCUGCGACGCGCGGCGAGCCAUGGUUGUGCCCUACGCGCCACCCUGGCCCGGCGUUUCUCCACCGAUGCAUUGGUCGAGGCCAAACCAGGCGAGAUCGGAAUGGUUUCUGGAAUUCCUCAAGAACACCUUCGUAGGAGGGUUGUAAUUUACUCUCCUGCUAGAACUGCUUCUCAACAAGGAUCUGGGAAGGUUGGAAAAUGGAAGAUCAACUUCUUGUCUACCCAAAAGUGGGAAAAUCCACUGAUGGGCUGGACAUCUACUGGGGACCCGUAUUCCCAUGUUGGUGAUUCUGCCUUGAGUUUUGAUAGUGAAGAAGCAGCAAAGGAAUUUGCAAUGAGACAUGGUUGGGAAUAUGUGGUCAAGAAGCACCACACACCAUUGCUGCAGGUUAGGUCAUAUGCAGACAACUUUAAAUGGAAGGGCCCACCGAAAUUUGAUGAAGAGUGAUUUGUUGGUUUGUAUUCUUGUUCAUGUAUUUCAGGAGUUUCAAAGUGAAGCAGUUUUUUUCCGCAUCUUUUCUUGGAAAAAGAAAGUUUAAAUGUGAACUCCUAAUUAAAAAUAAAUGGGACUGAUCUGCCAUUGCCCUAGUUGUCCUCUAUGAUAUAGAUGACUAUUCACUUGCAUGUAUUUUGGAUUGAUUCAGACCCUACCUUGUUACCUGGAACCAAUCUGAUCCACAACAACUAGUGCUCCUGAGAAACGAGAAAUGUUUGUUGAUAUACUUUUAAGAGUAAUACACUCAAUGGCCUGAUAAAAUCAAUCUAACGGCACAUAUUCAAUUUCUGUGA